AUGGCGUUCAGCAGUGAGUACAGUACGGAGGAAGUACAGAAGAUCGAAUGUGACUUCAAACGUCUGCAAGACAAAUGUUACCUCGACCAUGCCGGAACGGCGCUAUACGGAGAAUCGCAGAUGCGAGCUGUCCAGGAGCUGCUGACCGGAGGGUUAUACUGCAACCCUCACACUAGCCGCACGAUGGAGGAUCUUAUCGAUUUGGUGCGAUAUCGGGUGUUGCGGUGGUUCAAUACACGCUCCUCAGAGUACAGCGUCGUUUUUACGGCCGGUACAACGGCCAGCUUAAAGCUCGUGGCUGAAACGUUCAAUUUCGACAACGCGGAGGAUAAUGGUGCUGGUGCAUUUGUUUAUUUGCGCGAUAGUCACACAUCGGUGCUGGGCAUGCGUGAGAUCGUUCGGACGGGCAGAAUCGCAGCGAUCGAACGGAGUGAACUACUGCUAGCGCUCAACGAAGGUUGUCCACGUCCGGUCGCCUCUGCCGGCCGUCUAUCACUGGUCGUGUUUCCCGCGCAGUGCAAUUUCAACGGUGUCAAGUACCCGCUCGAGCUACUCGACGUCAUCGAACGGAACGGUCUCCCAGGGUAUGGGGGUGACAUCUUUCACGUGUGCCUUGAUGCGGCCAGCUACGUUUCAACCAGUCGCCUUGAUCUCACACGCCACAAACCGGCCUUCGUCUGUGUUUCGUUUUACAAAAUAUUUGGCUAUCCAACCGGUUUAGGGGCGCUACUGGUGCGUAAGGAUGCGGAAAGCAGUCUGACCGGCAAGCGGUACUACGGUGGUGGCACCGUGAAGAUUGCGAUGAGUAACAAGAACUUUCAUAUUGGGCGUGAAACGCUAACAGAACGAUUCGAGGAUGGAACGGUUAACUUUUUGUCGAUAGUUAGCCUUUUGCCAUGCUUCGAAUCACUCGAAGGCCUCAUUCCACCGACCGCCGAACUUACGACAAUCGAGCGCAUCUCGCAGCACACGUUCCGCAUUGCGCGCUAUUGCUUUCAACAACUGCAGCAGCUGGAGCACGCGAACGGAAGCAAAGUCAUCCAGCUUUACCACGACACCACAUUCGGUGACGCACGAUCACAGGGUGCGAUCGUCAACUUUAAUGUGCUGAACGACACCGGUGCAUACGUAGGAUUUGCAGAGGUGGCGUGCAUGGCAAGCAGCCAUAGUAUUUACCUGCGAACUGGCUGCUUUUGCAAUCCGGGCGCCUGUCAGCGGCAUUUGCGGUUAACGGACGAGGAUGUUUGGCGUCACUUUCAAGCCGGACACGUGUGUGGCGAUGCGAAUGAUCUGAUCGACGGGCAGCCGACUGGUUCGGUGCGUGUUUCGUUCGGAUACAUGAGCCGGGUGGCGGACGUCGAUCGCUUGGUGAGCAUGAUUUCGCGCUGCUACGUCCGGCGAACGAUUCCCGGUCCUCUCGCUAUAAGUCGAGCGGAGAUUGUAGCCCACUACAAGGACCACGACCGCUCUCGACUCGUAGCGAUCUGCCUGUUCCCGAUAAAAUCGUGCGGCGCCUUCCGUGUGGCUGGCCGUGGAGCAGAGUGGCCAUUGUGCUCGUCCGGUCUGCGGUACGAUCGCGAGUUUGUUAUCGUCGACGAGCAUGGACUUGCGGUUACACAGAAAAGUGUUACGGAUUUGUGUCGCAUCCUACCGAAAAUCAAUUUGGAGACUGAGGCUAUGAGCCUGCACCAUCCGCAGAUGGAGUACGACUUAAAGAUCGAUUUGCGGCCGGUGACGAGCGAUGAGCGGCAGCGUGUGCGCAUUUGUCAGACGAAGGUGUGCCAGGACAGUGUGCAGGGUGUUGAUUGCGGGGAGGAGGCUGCAGAUUGGAUUAGUUUGGCACUCGGUGUAUCGGGUUUGCGGCUUUUGCGUCACUCACCGCAUAUCAAUCAACGCGCCCAUCGCAACGGAAGGCACCGCGAAAUAUCACUUAAUAAUCAGGCGCAACUGUUACUCGUUAAUCGUACGUCAGUGCGGUGGAUUUCUGACCGGAUAGAAGAUUGGGAUGCGCUCGGACCAGCCGCUCCGCCGCUUGACUCGUUGGUCGAUCGGUUUCGUGGGAAUCUUAUCGUCGAAACAGUGCGUCCACUAGAGGAGCGCGAAUGGCGCCAGGUAACGAUCGGUGAGCGAAUAUUGACAGUCGACGGACCAUGCACCCGGUGCCAGAUGAUUUGUAUUGAUCAAGCAACCGGUACGAAAACGGUGGAACCGCUGCGUACCAUUGGUCGGGAAUUUGGCGGAAAAAUGCGCUUUGGAGUGUAUUUAUCACUCGGGGAGACCUUCGAUGGGAACGGGACGCUCAUCUGCGAUGCGUCGGUUUCUGGUACCUACGAGUGAUGGAUGCGUAUCAGUUAUAAUGCCAAUUUGACGGUUCCGAAAAACAUAGUCUUUGUCGCGUUCGAGACAUGUUUUAUUCAUUAGUUACUAUUAGCCAUCUGUUAAAAUAUACUAUACAAUAAAAUAUAACAUGUAGU
Anopheles cruzii is the source of this 2474-nucleotide messenger RNA. RefSeq names its product molybdenum cofactor sulfurase (gene mal). The record is from RefSeq and is a predicted model, not a curated record. Lineage: Eukaryota; Metazoa; Arthropoda; Insecta; Diptera; Culicidae. Gene Ontology annotation, molecular function: molybdenum ion binding; pyridoxal phosphate binding; molybdenum cofactor sulfurtransferase activity. Gene Ontology annotation, biological process: Mo-molybdopterin cofactor biosynthetic process. The coding region runs from base 1 to 2337 and encodes 778 amino acids. The transcript has a single exon.